This is a messenger RNA of Penicillium malachiteum, 2067 nucleotides long. Its product is annotated as putative MFS monosaccharide transporter. Gene Ontology annotation, molecular function: carbohydrate:proton symporter activity. Lineage: Eukaryota; Fungi; Ascomycota; Eurotiomycetes; Eurotiales; Aspergillaceae. Gene Ontology annotation, biological process: carbohydrate transport; transmembrane transport. The transcript is spliced from 7 exons. The record is from RefSeq and is a predicted model, not a curated record. Gene Ontology annotation, cellular component: membrane. The annotation marks the transcript as partial.
GAGGGCUUUUCGGCCCAGCGAACCGACAUCAUUCCUUCUCCAAAUUCCCCACGCGCCAUUCCCCUCCGGUCCCUCUCCCGCUCCCCCACGCAAUCCAUCGUGUUAGAAUCCGCCAGCGAGAAAGGAAGUCGUCGCUCAUCUCAUUCCCCGACUCGUUCCGAGUCUGACUUAUCCGCUUGGUCAGACACAGUUGAUCUGGCCCAGCAACUCACUGAGGAAGAUCCUCUACAGAUCCACUUGCCCGCGUCCCUCGAUCGUACCUCGUUGAUUCACAAAGGACCACGAAACCCUUCGAAACGAGUUCAUUACCCUGAGGUCUUAGACAACGAUCAUUUAGCUCUCAAGGAGCAUAUCCGGAUCCCCAGCCCUCCACCGCGGCGGAUCUCUCGAGUGGAGCGGCUUUUGGCCACCAUUAUGUCUCCUGGGGAUAGGCAAAAUGCCCAAGUCCAUGGCUUGGUGGGCAAGCCGCUACUUUACUUUACAAGUGUAUUUGUUUCUUUAGGCGUCUUCCUGUUCGGUUAUGAUCAAGGUGUUAUGUCUGGCAUUAUCACUGGUUGUGGGAGCGUUCAUAUCAUCCCUCUUGGUGGGACGUAUCGGAGAUUUGAUCGGUCGACGGAGAGGACUAUUCUCUACGGCUCAUUGGUGUUUACCGUUGGUGGUGCACUACAAACGUUUGCCAACGGCAUGGCUAUGAUGAUGGUUGGCCGAAUUAUCGCUGGCUUAGGCGUGGGUGCUUUAUCAACGAUUGUACCAGUGUAUCAAUCGGAGAUCUCGCCCCCUCACAACCGUGGUAAAUUGGCUUGCAUUGAAUUCACCGGAAAUAUCGCAGGAUAUGCUACUAGUGUCUGGGUAGACUAUUUUUGCAGCUUUAUCGAGUCGAAUUAUUCCUGGAGAUUGCCUCUUUUUUGCCAAUGUGUCAUGGGUUUCGCACUUGCUCUUGGAAGUCUUCUCAUCUGCGAAUCUCCAAGGUGGCUCUUAGAUAAUGAUCAUGACGAGGAGGGUAUGGUCGUCAUUGCUAAUUUUUACGGAGAAGGUGAUAUCCAUAACGACAAGGCACGACAGGAGUACCGUGAUAUCAAAAUGGGUGUUCUCCUACAACGCCAAGAAGGAGAGAGAUCAUACAGCGACAUGUUCCGACGGUACUAUAAACGAGUCAUGAUCGCCAUGUCAGCACAGGCCUUGGCCCAGCUAAACGGCAUUAACGUCAUUUCAUACUAUGCGCCUCUUGUUUUUGAGUCUGCAGGCUGGGCUGGUCGAGAUGCCAUCCUCAUGACCGGUAUCAAUGGAAUCACCUAUCUCUUGUCCACCAUCCCGCCAUGGUACCUCGUUGAUGGUUGGGGCCGACGGCCCAUUCUUCUCUCUGGAGCUGUGGCAAUGAUUAUUGCUCUUUCUGCGAUCUCCUACUUCAUUUACAUUGAGAUUCCUGCCACACCAACCCUGACUGUGAUAUUUGUCAUGAUCUACAACGCCGCAUUUGGAGCAUCAUGGGGUCCUAUUCCCUGGCUCUACCCACCCGAGAUUCUUCCCUUGAGUAUUCGUGCCAAGGGAGCCAGUCUGAGUACCGCUUCCAAUUGGGCCUUUAAUUGGCUUGUUGGAGAGGUAACGCCCGUCCUUCAAAGUGUUAUUAAAUGGCGCUUGUACCUGGUCCACGCCUUCUUUUGCGCGUGCAGUUUUGUAGUUGUAUACUUUUUGUAUCCCGAAACCAGCGGCGUUCGUCUGGAAGACAUGAAUGCCCUUUUCGGAGAUGCCACCACCACCAUGCCAACCCCGGCCACUGAAGGGGAACGAGGGUCUCUCAUAGGUGCAGGAUCACCUGUUCCCUCACUUGAUAUCCGCCGACCAUAUGGCCAAUUUGGCGCCGAGAGCUCCAUCCCUGGGUUGAAUAUUGACCCACCUUCUUUCUCUCCUCAUGAGGGGCCUAGCAGGUCUGGAAAUGCUGGGUCCCACCCGGGAAGCAGUCGUGGUGAGGGAAUCGGUGGUUGGAUUUCAAAUAUGGUCAGCCGACAACGAACCAAUGCCAAUCAAAGUUAUAGUCGUCUUGAACAGGGAGACCAUGCUGAGCAAUAG